This is a messenger RNA of Chelonia mydas (Green sea turtle), 2937 nucleotides long. It is a transcript of the gene IL17RE, whose product is annotated as interleukin 17 receptor E. Gene Ontology annotation, molecular function: interleukin-17 receptor activity. The record is from RefSeq and is a predicted model, not a curated record. The coding region runs from base 95 to 2248 and encodes 717 amino acids. The transcript is spliced from 16 exons. Lineage: Eukaryota; Metazoa; Chordata; Testudines; Cheloniidae.
GGAAUGCGGCGGAGCCGGCCCGGCCGGGGGGCGGGCGCAGCGCUGCGGGGCCGGGGCCGUGUGCGCCCCGCGCCGCCAUGUGCCAGCCCCGCUGAUGGGGCGCCCCGCGCCCGGCGCCCCGCUGCUCCUGCUGGCCGCCGCCCUGCUGCUGGCCGGGCCCCGCGCCGGAGCGCCGCGCCCCCGCGUCACCGCCAACUUCGCCUGCAGAGUCAGGGCGGACAGUGCCCUCCCCAGGCCCCGGUGCCACCAGAAGGAGCAGGAUGGAGCAGCCCUGUCCCCGCCAGCCCUAGCUCUGAGCACAGCCCGGCUGUGCCAGGCCUCCCGCAACUGCCAGCCGUGUGUGCGCGUGCGCCUGGCCCUGCACACCGCAGGGCUGGGGAGCGUCUGUGGGCUGCAGCUGGAUUUCCUGGUGCUGGGCUCCAACAGGGCCAGCUGGCUGCAGGUCUGGAGGCGGCACCCGGAGGCUGCAGGCUCCCUGUGGCAGGUGCAGUUUGACUGUUUCCCGGUGGAGAGCGGGCGCCGUGUUCUGGUCUCGCUUGGCACCGUCCCUGACCGGGGGCUGAGCCUGAACCAGAGCCACCUGGUCCCUGCAGAGCCGGCAGGCCCCGAGUUCAGCUACGCCUGGCACCCGGAGGCUCGGGCCAUUGAGGUGUCGGUGCCUGAGGGUCCUGACCUGACAGUGCGGCUGUGCCACCAGCUGGCCCUGGAGUGCGAGGAGCUGUCCACCCCCUUUCCCCGACAGGCGCUGGUGUCGGGGGGUCACAGCGUUGUGCUGCCCUAUGAGUUCCUGCUGCCCUGUCUCUGCAUUGAGGCCUCCUACCUGCACCGCGACAGCCUCCGCACCAAGCUGUGCCCCUUCCAGGCCCAGCCGGCAGCUUAUGGCUCUGAACUGUGGGCGUCCAUGCAGUUCCAUGACUACAGUGCCAGCAGUGAGGCGACCAUGGCCAUGGUGCUGAGUGCCCGCUGCCCGCUCCACCCGACCGCCACCCUGUGCUGGAAGGAGAGUGACGCUGGGGCCUGCCACAGUAUCCCCAACUCCACAGCCAUGGAGUCCAACCAGGCCUACACCGUGGAGAAGGUGGAUGUUCACCCUCUGCUCUGCUUCAAGUUCUCCUACGGCAACAGCAGCCACGUGGAGUGCCCACACUGGCCAGACGCUGCCUGGAACGUGUCCCUGAGCGUCCAGUUCCUGCAGCUUCUCCUGCACGUGACCUCCCCUGUCCCGGCAUCCUUCAGCGCAGCCCUGUGCCGGUGGCAGGGGAGCCGCUGUGAACCAGAGCUGCCCGUCUACACCGUCACAAGCCCAGAGAGCUUUGGACCCAGGGAGCUGACCCUGCUGCUGCCGGUGCAGAUCCUGGGGGGCUGUGUGCUGGUGUGGCGCUCCGACGUGCAGUUUGCCCGGAAGCAGCUCCUGUGCCCAGAUGUUGCUCGCAGGCGCUUUGGGCUGCUCGCCCUGGGGCUGGCCCUGGCUCUGGGGCUGCUGGGAACCGUCCUGCUUCUGAACUACCGGAGCCUCCGGAAACUCGCCACAGCGCCGCGGGGCCGUCGGCCCGUCCUGCUGGUCUAUUCCCCCGACUCAGAGGAGCACAAGAUUCUGGUCUGCGCCUUGGCGGACGUGCUGCGCUCGGCGCUGGGCUGCGACGUGCGGCUGGACCUGUGGGAGGCGGGCAGCGUGGGGCGGCUGGGCGUGAUGCCCUGGCUCCACGUCCAGCGGGAGGUGGUGGCCCGGGAGCAGGGCACCGUGCUGCUCCUGUGGAGUCAGGGCAGCGCCCGGCUGUACCGGCUGUGGCGGGGGGCGGCCGCAGGCAGCAGUGGCUCUCCGGACCCCCACGACCUGUUCGGUGCAGCCAUGUCCUGUCUGCAGAGCGAGCUGCAGGUGGCCGCGGGGGCAGGGCAGCUUGGCGACUGGGCGCUGGCCUACUUUGGCGAGCUGUGCAGCCGGCGAGACGUGCCGCCUGCCCUGUGCCCCCUGCCCUGCUACCGCCUGCCGCGGGAGCUGGCUGGCCUGGCACGCCUGCUGCAGGGCAGCGCCCGGCCCCCCGCCUGCCCCUGGCCCCGCCCGCCGCUGCACAAGCUGCUCGUGUCAGAGAAGAGGAAGGGCCUGCAAGGCAGGGUGGAGCUGUGCCGGCUGCAGCAGCCCAAGGGGGCGCCCCUGGCCAGGCUGCCAGCCCCCCCAGUGGGAUCUGUGGGCCCCAGCCCCCGCGCCCCUCCAGCCAGGCCCACCUUGCAGAGACCCAGCUGCACCUGAGCAUGCUGCAGUGGGACACGUGCCAAGGCCCUGGGCCAGGGAAGGGGCCAGGGCGCUGUGGUUGGCAGGGGGCAGAGCCCUCACCAGGGGCCCUGGAGCCGCCAGAGCGGGGCUGGUGGAACGUGGCUGGGCUCCAGGGUGCCACAUCCAUUCCCCUGAGACCAAACGUGUCUGCAAGGGGCUGGCAGCCACGGGGCCCAGGAGAACCCAGGUGUCCUGACAAGGGGCAGCCUGUGAGCCUGGGUUUGCUCGGGGCUGGGAAACUGCCUGGGGCAAGGUCUGGCAGGGGCGAUGGGGCAGGGCCUGCCUCAUCCUCUGGUGACCAUUGUGGGGUCUGUUGCCAUGGCCGUGAGGGUGGAGAGACUCUAUGGCCCUGAGGGGGAGGGGCUGGGCCCCUGUGGAGGGGGUGGGGCUGGCCCUGUCCCUGGCCCCGAGGGGGCAGAGUCCUGUGGGAGCCCCCUGCCAUGCUGUCCCUGUGACCCUGCCCAGCGGAGGGAGCAGGCUUGCGGCGGAGGUGACCAAUUCAGGGGCUCUGCCUGCAGCAUGGCCGGUGCCCGUCACGCCCAGCCGGCCCGGGGCCCGGCAGGCAAGAACCCGCUCCCCACUCAGCUCGCGCGGCAGGCAGAGCCACCAGCCGGCUGGGUGCAGGAGGUGUCUGGACACUGAAUAAAUGAGUUUAUGACCUGUGA